AUGAUCAGUAAACAUACGUCGAACUGGGAUACUAACUCCCAGAAGUCCGAGUUCAUCAAUAACCAUGAUCUCGAGACACUGUCUCGUUCCCUGAACGCCUUUCCUGUAAUGCUAGAGACGAAUGACAUCGCACUCCAGCAAUGGAUCUCUGCGCUUAUACAAUCGUUCAAUCCUGAAGGAAUCGGUUAUCAGAUCCUUCAGAAGCACCUCGACGAGCUUGACCGCUGUCAUAACUGGCAUGAGGAUCAAGUAUCCUCGAAAGAGCACGUGGUUGGUAAUGAACCAUGGGGGAAGUCUGAUCAAGGGUACGUGUCCCAACAGACCUCUAACGAGCGUCCAUCGGUACGCCCGCGAGAGAACGUUCCCAACAUGCGACCCAAAAGAAGGCGCGUGUCGAAAAGGAACCUCCGUACAAAAAAAGUCAAGAAGUAUGCGGACGAGAAGUUGUAA
Sphaeroforma arctica JP610 is the source of this 450-nucleotide messenger RNA. RefSeq lists its product as hypothetical. Lineage: Eukaryota; Ichthyosporea; Ichthyophonida. The transcript is spliced from 2 exons. The coding region runs from base 1 to 450 and encodes 149 amino acids. The record is from RefSeq and is a predicted model, not a curated record.